GCGCCGCCUGCGCUGGGGACCUGGGUGCCGGGGACGGGCGGCAGGAUGCUGUCCGAGCAAGCCCAGAAGUGGUUCCCGACCCACGUGCAGGUCACGGUGCUGCAGGCCCGAGACCUGAGGCCGAAAGGCAAAAGUGGCACCAAUGACACGUACACGAUCAUUCAGCUGGGCAAGGAGAAGUACUCCACCUCCGUAGCCGAGAAAAGCCUGCAGCCCGUCUGGAAGGAAGAGGCCUCCUUCGAGCUCCCCGGCUUGCUGGUGCAGGGGAGCCCCGACAAGUACAUUCUGGUCCUCACACUGAUGCACAGGUCCCUGGUGGGGCUGGAUAAGUUUUUAGGGCAGGUGGCCAUCAACCUCAAUGACAUCUUUGAGGACAAACAAAGAAGGAAAACAGAGUGGUUUAGAUUAGAAUCCAAACAAGGAAAAAGAGCCAAAAACAGGGGUGAGAUAAAGGUCAAUAUUCAAUUCAUGAGGAACAAUAUGACAGCAAGUAUGUUUGACUUAUCAAUGAAGGAUAAAACAAGAUCUCCUUUUGCAAAAUUAAAAGAUAAGAUGAAAGGUAGAAAAAAUGAUGGGACAUUUUCUGAUACGUCUUCUGCAAUCAUUCCAAGUUCUCACAUGGCGGAUGCCAAUUCUGAAUUUUCAAGUGGUGAAGUACAGAUGAAAUCUAAACCAAAAAAGCCUUUCCUCCUGGGUCCUCAGCGCCUCUCCUCAGCGCACUCCAUGUCUGACUUAACCAGGGCCCACGUGUCUUCUGAGAAACUGAAGCCUGGCACCAUUGGCCAAACGCAUCUUCUCGGACGCCAGAUAGAGCCCUUUGGAGCAGUGCCAGAAAGUGGAAGUCUCAAAUCUCCACACAGAAGAACAUUAAGCUUUGAUACUUCUAAAAUGAACCAACCUGACCGCAGUGUGGAUGAAGGUGCACCGUCUUUCGGAAGACAAAAUGACCCAUUUACAAAUGUGACGGCUUCAUUACCCCAAAAAUUUGCAACACUGCCAAGGAAGAAAAAUCCAUUUGAAGAAAGCAGUGAAUCCUGGGAUAGCAGCAUGACUUUAUUUUCAAAAUCAAUUGAAGUAAGAAAAGAAAAUAAAAGAGAGAAAAGGGAGAAAGUUAGCCUGUUUGAAAGAGUGACGGGAAAGAAAGAUAGCAGAAGGUCUGAUAAACUCAACAAUGGGGCAGCCGAUAGCCCCAGUGACUUGAAAUCACCUAAUGCGUUUAGUGAAAAUCGUCAGGACUAUUUUGAUUAUGAGUCAACUAAUCCGUUUACAACAAAAUUCAGGGCUUCAAAUAUAAUGCCAUCUUCAAGUUUUCAUGUGAACCCGACAAGCAGUGAAGACCUCAGGAAAAUCCCGGACAGCAACCCUUUUGACGCCACUGCCGGGUACCGCAGCCUGACCUACGAGGAGGUCCUGCAGGAGCUGGUGAAGCACAAAGAGCUGCUGCGCAGGAAGGACACCCACAUCCGGGAGCUGGAGGACUACAUCGACAACCUCCUCGUGCGGGUCAUGGAGGAGACGCCCAGCAUCCUCCGAGUGCCCUACGAGCCGUCCAGGAAGGCUGGCAAGUUCUCCAACAGCUAACGAGCCAUUUGUGCUGCCUUGGUAAUUGGGGGAAGAAAGAGGGGAAGAAAAGGAAAGAGAGAAGGAAAGACUUGUUACCGGAAGAGACUGCACUUGCAGGUUUCAGUCCAGGCUCGUCCGUUGGGAAAAGGUGUUUUACUUAUAAAUAUGAGCGGGGACUGUCAAGAGUGACCUUUGAAGUGAGCUCAAUAAUUAAAACUUUGAAAGGGAAAAGGGCCAGAUUCCAGAUAAGUCAGCAGCUCCUUGGGAUUCCCUGGGGUGCUGGCCAGCCCGCGCACCUGCCCGAGGCCCAGGCAUGUCUUCAGAAGUCGUGGCUCAUUCCUCAGGAAGAUUUCUCAUGACUUGACAUUGUGAGAAUUGAUACUGUGGUUGGUUCCUGAGCAUUCAAUUUGUAGACAGUUCAGCUGCAGGAAUACUGCUCAUUAUAAACACUACUUCCAAAACAGUUCGUAUUUUAUAUACAUCCGUAUGUACGUGAAUAUAAGUUCGUGUAUCUUUGCAUAUAAAAUACGUGCAUAUACCUCACAUAUACAUGUGUUUUUAGGACAUUUAAAAUCAGUUGGUUUCCUCUAAAAUGAUACCAGUUUCUCAAUUGGAAAAUAUAUGUGCGCUCAACGAAGCAUCAUUGCUACUGCAGUAUUACGUGUGUGUAGGGGAGCUGCUUCAAGUCACUCUUGAUUCUGAACCUUGGUUUCAAAAUGAGCUGCUACUAUGUUACUCCAGCGUCAGAUGUUUGCUCUUUAUCCAAAAGUAAUGCUCCAAAGGCCUUGUUGAAGAAUGAAAUGUUUUAGGAAAGUCCAUUAACUUCAAACAGCGCGGAUUUCUUGAAUUCAUUUUUCAGCGUAACAUUUGAGUUUUGUCUAAGCUACAAGCGGGAGAUAAGCUAAUGUAAUUUGUUUUCUUGCCAUUCUAAAUGCCUAUAAAACACUAGCAAAGAAAAUAGUAAGAAUUAAAGCUGAAGAUAACUUGGAGGGUAAAAGUAGGUGAUCAUCCGAUGCCUGAUAACCCAAAACAGUGGGCAGAUUCUCGGAAUAGAGAAUUAGGCUUGGUUUCAAGUUCCAUAAAUAAUAGAACAGAUGGUUGCAUUUGGGUCUU
Myotis brandtii (Brandt's bat) is the source of this 2676-nucleotide messenger RNA. It is a transcript of the gene RAB11FIP2, whose product is annotated as RAB11 family interacting protein 2 (class I). The record is from RefSeq and is a predicted model, not a curated record. NCBI's taxonomy places the organism in Eukaryota, Metazoa, Chordata, Mammalia, Chiroptera, Vespertilionidae. Gene Ontology annotation, cellular component: endosome; phagocytic cup. Gene Ontology annotation, molecular function: small GTPase binding. The annotation marks the transcript as partial. Gene Ontology annotation, biological process: regulated exocytosis. The transcript is spliced from 5 exons.